Lutra lutra (Eurasian river otter) is the source of this 3966-nucleotide messenger RNA. It is a transcript of the gene LARS2, whose product is annotated as leucyl-tRNA synthetase 2, mitochondrial. Lineage: Eukaryota; Metazoa; Chordata; Mammalia; Carnivora; Mustelidae. Gene Ontology annotation, biological process: leucyl-tRNA aminoacylation; mitochondrial translation. Bases 160 to 2871 code for a protein of 903 amino acids. Gene Ontology annotation, molecular function: ATP binding; leucine-tRNA ligase activity; aminoacyl-tRNA deacylase activity. The record is from RefSeq and is a predicted model, not a curated record. Gene Ontology annotation, cellular component: mitochondrion. The transcript has 21 exons.
GUCUGUGUCUGCCCCAGCCGCUACCGAUAAAGUUGUUGUUCUGCCAACAUGGCGGCGCCCAUAAUGACUGUCCAGGCCGUGUUCGCCUAAAAGUGGAAACAGAGGCGUGAGGAGCCGCAGGCCGGAGCCUGUGAGCAGGAUCUCCCCACCUUCUGCAGAAUGGCUUCUGCUUGGCGGAGACUGGGCUUUUAUGUCUCUUUUCUGAAAAGCCAGCUAGAAGGUCAGCCAGGAAUCGUCAGCAGGGGAAGGAGAGUGAUUCUGGGAUGCACCAGAGAUAUAUACAGUGCCACUGGAGAGUGGACGAAAGAGUACACACUGCAGACAAGAAAGGAAGUCGAGAAAUGGUGGCAUCACCGUAUAAAAGAACAGGCCUCCAAAAUUUCAGAAGCCGAUAAAUCAAAACCCAAGUUCUACGUACUGUCCAUGUUCCCUUAUCCUUCCGGCAAGUUGCACAUGGGCCACGUGCGUGUGUACACCAUCAGCGACACCAUCGCGCGGUUCCAGAAAAUGAGAGGGAUGCAGGUGAUCAACCCCAUGGGAUGGGAUGCCUUUGGACUGCCGGCCGAAAAUGCAGCCAUCGAGAGGAAUCUACAUCCAGAAAGUUGGACGCAGAGUAAUAUUGAACACAUGAGGAAGCAGCUUGAUCGACUGGGCCUGUGUUUCAGCUGGGACAGGGAAAUAACUACAUGUUUACCAGAUUACUACAAAUGGACUCAGUACCUCUUUAUUAAACUCUAUGAAGCUGGGCUGGCCUAUCAGAAGGAGGCCUUGGUUAACUGGGACCCAGUGGACCAAACGGUGCUUGCCAACGAGCAGGUGGAUGAACACGGCUGUUCGUGGCGUUCUGGAGCAAAGGUGGAGCAGAAGUACCUCCGACAGUGGUUUAUUAAGACAACUGCUUAUGCAAAGGCCAUGCAGGACGCGCUGGCGGACCUUCCAGAGUGGUAUGGAAUAAAAGGCAUGCAGGCCCACUGGAUCGGGGACUGUGUGGGCUGCCGUCUGGACUUCGCAUUGAAGGUGGAUGGUCAAGUCACCGGAGAAAAGCUGACCGCCUACACGGCCACACCCGAGGCCAUCUAUGGCACCUCCCACGUGGCCAUCUCUCCCAGCCACAGACUCUUACACGGGCACAGCUCGCUGAAGGAAACCUUCUGGAAGGCACUCGUCCCUGGCAAAGAUUGCCUCACGCCCGUGAAGGCUGUGAACAUGCUCACCCAGCAGGAGGUCCCUGUCGUUAUCUUGGCCAAAGCUGACUUGGAGGGCUCUCUGGAUUCCAAAAUAGGAAUUCCGAGCACCAGCCCGGAGGACGCCACCUUGGCCCAGACCCUGGGUCUCGCCUACACCGAAGUCAUUGAAACUUUGCCGGAUGGCACAGAGAGGUUGAGCAGCUCUGCUGAGUUCACAGGCAUGAGCCGGCAGGAUGCGUUUCUAGCCUUGACUCAGCAAGCCCGGACGAAGAAGGUAGGUGGCGACGUGACGAGCAACAAGCUGAAGGACUGGCUUAUCUCCAGACAGCGGUACUGGGGCACACCCAUCCCCAUGGUCCACUGCCCGGCCUGCGGCCCCGUGCCCGUGCCUCUGCAGGAUUUGCCCGUGACCUUGCCCCGAGUUACGUCUUUCACCGGCAAGGGAGGCUCCCCGCUGGCCACGGCUUCAGACUGGGUGAACUGCGCCUGCCCUAGGUGCAGGGGUGCCGCCAAGAGAGAGACGGACACCAUGGACACGUUUGUCGAUUCUGCCUGGUACUACUUCAGAUACACCGACCCGCAGAAUACUCAGAGCCCUUUUAACGCAGCGCUGGCGGAUUACUGGCUGCCUGUGGAUUUGUACAUCGGAGGGAAGGAACACGCCGUCAUGCAUUUGUUCUACGCGAGGUUCUUUAGCCAUUUCUGCCACGAUCAAAAAAUGGUCAAACACAGAGAGCCUUUCCAUAAGCUGCUAGCCCAAGGCCUUAUCAAGGGGCAGACAUUCCGCCUGCCAUCGGGACAGUAUCUACAGAGAGAAGAAGUAGAUCUCACAGGUGCGGUUCCCGUUCACGCAGAAACGAGGGAGAAGCUGGAGGUGACGUGGGAGAAAAUGAGCAAGUCCAGACACAACGGGGUGGACCCCGAGGAGGUCGUCGAGCAGUACGGCCUCGACACCAUCCGGCUCUACAUCCUCUUCGCUGCCCCUCCUGAGAAGGACAUCCUGUGGGACGUGAAGACCGAUGCCCUCCCCGGGGUGCUGAGGUGGCAACAGCGUCUGUGGGCCUUGGUGACCUGCUUCAUCGAGGCCAGGGCUCCUGGGACAGUUCCCCGGCCCCAGCUGCUGAGUGACAAGGAGAGAGCCGAGAGCAGGAGGCUCUGGGAGUACAAGAACUCGGUCAUCUCUGAGGUGACUGCCCAUUUCACAGAGGACUUCUCACUGAAUUCUGUAAUUUCUCAGCUGAUGGGACUCACCAGUGCCCUUCUGCAAACUUCUCCGAGAGUGGUUCUCCACAGCCGCGAGUUUGAGGACGCGCUCUGUGCCCUGGUGGUGAUGGCUGCCCCGAUGGCCCCCCACAUCGCCUCCGAGCUCUGGGCUGGCCUGGCGCAGGUUCCUGGGAAGCUGUGUGCCCACUACGCCUGGGAUGCCGGUGUGCUGCUGCAGGCCUGGCCGGCUGUGGACCCACAGUUCCUUCAGCAGCCGGAUGUGGUGGAGAUGGCCGUCCUGAUCAACAACAAACACCACGGCAAGAUCCCGGUGCCCCAGGGUGUCGCGCGGGACCAGGACAAAGUCCAUGAGCUCGUCCUCCAAAGCGAGCUGGGUGUCAGGCUCUUGCAGGGGCGAAGCAUCAAGAAGGCUUUCCUGUCCCCCAGAACAGCCCUCAUCAACUUCCUGGUGCAGGACUGACUGCAGGGGGCGCCCCUGAGGAAGGAGGCCUGUGUGGGCCCAGGACCUGGCAGCCAUUGACGUCUUGAAUGUUUACCUCUGCGCUCUGCUGGUCAGGCUUGGGCAGUGAGCCUGUGCGGUGGGGCCCGGCGCAGGGGUGAGGGUGGGUGUGGGCAGAGGAGCAGAGACGGAGGGCUUGGGCAGCCGCAGCAGGUGGAGGAAGCCACCAGAGGAACUGCUGGGUGUUUCCUGGGUGUCAGCAGGAAGGCGAGAAGAGAAGCAAGUGAGAAUGAACGUGGCAAGCGGCCUGGGAGCUCUGACUCCUAGAAAUUGCACACUCCAGGGACAUGACGGUAAACUGAGGACCCACAAGCACGGGAGCAGCGAGGACAGCCAGUGUUGGACAGGUGACAGCCUGGGCAUCGUGGCAGAUGGUCCCCUCGCUUUCCAGCUAGAUGGAGGAGCCAUGGGGGUCAUGUCCAAAUAUUCCGAUGGUCUGCAGAAGCUGCUUUGCACCCAAAGGCAGGCGGGGCGGGUCCCUCCGCAGUUGUCCCCACUGCCGGGCCAGUUCUGUUGCCAGCUCCCGGUGAAGCACCACUUCCACCCUCCGCCAGGGUGUUAGAUGUGCUUUGUGGUGUAGCAGAGCCAUGCCGGUUCUGAGCUCAGCUGGAACCCAGCCCAGGGCACACUGCAGCCCCACAGGGAGUCUGCUCAUGUGUGCCCCAGAUGGCAGCGCCGUUGACAUAGGCCCCCAUGCCGGGUAUUAGCAUGAGCUCGCUCACCAUGGUCCAGUGGGCCAGAAGCACCGGGUACCGCCUCCAUGUUCAGGCUGCUGCCGCCUGGCUACCCAGGAGGUGGCCAGGAACAGACCCCCGUUGCCCGUGCAUUACAGUAAUCUGGUUUUCUAUGAAGUCAGCAGUUAGGUGCCCUUCUCAGAACUGGCCUGAGCCACUGAUUCAUACUUAAUGGGCCAGUGGGAGAGAAUCCAGCCAUUCUAUGCCACUGAAAACCUCUAUUUGUUUUCUGAAUCCGUUUUUCUGAAGUAGCCUCAGAUGUGGCUGUAGUCGGGCAGCUAACAGAUGACCUUUUUUAUUGCAAUAAAAUGCGUGUCAUGUA